Molecule: messenger RNA, 1374 nt
Organism: Cutaneotrichosporon cavernicola
Lineage: Eukaryota; Fungi; Basidiomycota; Tremellomycetes; Trichosporonales; Trichosporonaceae
Exons: 3
Coding region: 1-1374 (457 amino acids)
Source: RefSeq, a predicted model, not a curated record
AUGGAUACUCACCAGAAACGCGCAGCCAGUCCGACACAUGAGGAACAGGCGGUCGAACUCGAUGUCAUCCCAAGUCUCCGGCCGAAACGUCGCCGAGUGGCGUCCGCCUCUCCCCGAGAUGUAAAGGUUGAAGGUGGGAACCGACAGACACUGGACCAAAGCACGGAUCCGGGGACUACCCACGAGCCGCACGAUCAAGGUGACCAGGAUACUUCUGCGGUGGGCGAGGGUACGGGCGCUGGACGUGCACUGAAUCGCUCCGCCUCGUCAGCGGAGUUCUUGCGCGGCCAUAUAUUGGACGCGCUCAAGGACAAGGAGUUGGUCGACCAGCUGGCCGACUCGCUCGCCAAACGACUGGCGAGCAAGGGUUUCAACAACCUAGUGAAUAAGAUCACCGAAGAUAUCUCUGACUACUUUGAUCCAGCCUUCCGGCGACUCGACGACCUGGGUCACCGCAGCGAGGAGGCGGUUCGGAACCUCCGCAGCGAUCUGAGGGCCGACAACAACCGUCUCAGGCUGGCCCUCAGUGCUGGGCUCGUGUCGAACAUGAAGUCGGUGGACCGCCUCAUGCGUGAGGUGGUCACGGCAUUCGAAUGGGCGCAGGAGAAGAUCCAGGCGCUGGAGAUGGAGGUGGCGGAACUCAAGAAGAAGGACGAGACCGACAGCAGCUCUAGCGACGAAGACGACGACAAUUCUGUGGGUGGGAAGGAGAUUAACCUGCGCCCACCCAGCUGGCCGUGGCCCAACCUUUCUGCGCCAAUCGCAGCGGCCUCCUUUUCUGCCCACGAUUCGGAAAGUGAUUCGGACAAAUCCGGUAUCUCUAGCGACUUGGACGAUUCGGGAGCCGACAGCCUGGACUCGGGAACCGAAGACUCAGACUCAGACUCGGACUCGGACUCGGGAACCGAAGACUCAGACUCGGACUCAGACUCGGACUCGGACCACUCAAACGGCCCUUUCAGCUACUCUGACUGUGGCCUCGGAUCUACAGCCACACCAGGCCGCUGGACAUCGACACUUGUCAUGAAGAAGUCCCACUCCACAGGUCAGUGGAUCUGCUUCCUGCGAGGGUCUGGCCCAGCAGUGGAUCUGUCGCCUGCGAUGCCGGUAUGGGAGUCGGUGUCUGUGCGCUUCGUCCUGCGCGUCCUGCUGGGUCUCACGCAGCCCGGUUCCCGUUUUCCGGAAACAGGUAUGGUGGCUCGCGUCGCCCAUGUGUUUGUGUACAACGAUCCCCACGUCCCGCAAAUCAGCGACCUCAUCCGCGGCCAGACGUAUCAAGAACUUGAGCAGGGCGACGAGCUCCGCCUCCCUAUCGAAGCGCGGGUGGUAGGCGUGUGGAGAAGAGGCAGAUGGGACGUUUGGAGGCCACGGUGA